This is a messenger RNA of Mesorhabditis belari, 249 nucleotides long. The record is from the annotation of a GenBank genome assembly. NCBI's taxonomy places the organism in Eukaryota, Metazoa, Nematoda, Chromadorea, Rhabditida, Rhabditidae.
AUGAAGAUCAAGGUGCGAUCUUUAAAUGGAAAGAAAGCGAUGAUUGAAGUUGAGGAGAAAGAUACGAUUUUGCAUGUACUAUUGCUAGCCGAACCACACAAAGCAUUUCAGAGUGAACUGCUGUAUCAAGGCAGACGUCUCGAAAAAUUCUGCACUAUUGAAUAUUACAAGAUCGUCGAUGGUGAUCAUCUCCAAAUCGUUGACGCGUCCGAUCCGAAUUGCAGUAGCCCCGAGAAUUGUGUGACAAAU